AGGAGCAAAUGCCAGCAUGACUAGGGUCUGAGGAAGUGCUUCUGUGUUCCUACCAAGUGUUUGCGGGUGCAGAGGAAGGGUGCAAGGACAGCAGGGACAUUCUGAGCUACAAUGGAUAUCCCCACCGAUCUGGUGCCGUCCUCCAUGAUGUCCCAACCUGAGGUGAUUGAGUCCACAGCCAUGAGCGAACCACAGUGCUACUACAAUGAAACCAUUGCCUUCUUUUAUAACCGAAGUGGAAAAUAUCUAGCCACUGAAUGGAACACUGUCAGCAAGCUUGUAAUGGGACUGGGAAUUACUGUCUGCAUCUUCAUAAUGCUAGCCAACCUCUUGGUUAUGGUGGCUAUUUAUGUCAACCGCCGAUUCCACUUUCCUAUUUAUUACUUAAUGGCCAACUUAGCUGCUGCAGACUUUUUUGCAGGGCUGGCCUACUUUUACUUAAUGUUCAACACAGGACCCAACACUAGAAGAUUGACUGUAAGCACCUGGCUUCUCCGUCAGGGUCUCAUUGACACUAGCCUGACAGCCUCUGUAGCCAAUUUGUUGGCCAUUGCUAUUGAGCGGCACAUUACAGUUUUCCGAAUGCAGCUACAUACUCGGAUGAGCAACCGGCGAGUGGUGGUCGUAAUCGUUGUUAUCUGGACUAUGGCCAUCAUCAUGGGCGCCAUACCAAGUGUUGGAUGGAACUGUAUUUGUGAUAUUACUCACUGCUCCAACAUGGCACCACUCUAUAGUGACUCCUACCUGGUCUUCUGGGCUAUUUUCAACCUGGUUACUUUUGUGGUCAUGGUGGUCCUAUAUGCUCAUAUCUUUGGAUAUGUCCGCCAAAGGACUAUGAGAAUGUCCAGACACAGUUCUGGACCCCGCAGGAAUCGGGACACCAUGAUGAGCCUCCUGAAGACUGUGGUGAUUGUGCUUGGUGCUUUCAUAGUCUGCUGGACCCCAGGAUUAGUCUUGCUGCUCCUCGAUGUCUGCUGUCCCCAGUGCAACGUCCUGGCCUAUGAAAAAUUCUUCCUGCUCCUGGCGGAGUUCAACUCCGCCAUGAACCCCAUCAUCUACUCUUACCGGGACAAGGAGAUGAGCGCAACAUUCAAACAGAUCCUCUGCUGCCAGCGCAGCGAGAGUGCCAACGGCCCCACCGAAGGCUCGGACCGGUCGGCAUCAUCUCUCAACCACACCAUCUUGGCUGGCGUCCACAGCAACGACCACUCAGUGGUGUAACACAGCAGCUAGCUGUGUGGCCGACAAAGAGCAGCAGGCUAUGCCGCAGAUUGGGGUGGGUGCACGGCCCUGGGGAAGGUAACUCACUCACAAAGUUUUCUCAAACACUAAAAUGGACUACAAGUUCUUCUUUUCCAGGGAGCCUGGCACACUGGCACACUCUGCCCUGUCUGCAAGACUGGUUGUGCUGCAAGGCCUUUGAUUUCUACUUUAAAAAAGUAGAAGGCAGAUGCCUUGUGGUGGUCAUCGAUAGCCCAUGGAAAGCCUCAUUGAGACUUUGUCGGACUUCACUGCAUCUUGGUGCCAGUCUGAAUCAGCUCUGAUUAAUUAAGCUUAUACCUGCUUCACUGCAUUUACAUGUAGCCACUUAGUCUUUUUAAAAAGGGAGUAAAGGGGAUAAAAGUAAGCCUAUCAUUUAAUAGACAUGUAAUAUUUAUCACCAUCAGCAUGCUUGUGAUGAACAUUUUCUGUGCAGGGAAUAAAACUGUGCUCUAGUCUUUGUAUCCUUAGCCACACUGCCAUAACUACAGUAAAAACAAAAGUAUUUUUUUCUAAUACAGGCAGCAGGAAGAUGAUGGAAACUGACUCUUCUUACCUUCAUUAAUGGUAUUAGAAAGCAUGCAUGUUCUGUGUGUAUGCAGAUUGUUUUAAUUAUGGGGGGAACAAAAAAAGCUCGUUGUAAAGUCUGCAGGAAAGUAGAAAAGCAUAGACUGUAUUCCAGUGUUUGUUUAGAUUAUGAAAUAAACAGUACUUUAGUCAAAA
Cariama cristata (Red-legged seriema) is the source of this 1983-nucleotide messenger RNA. RefSeq names its product lysophosphatidic acid receptor 1 (gene LPAR1). Gene Ontology annotation, biological process: phospholipase C-activating G protein-coupled receptor signaling pathway; neurogenesis. Bases 112 to 1221 code for a protein of 369 amino acids. The transcript is spliced from 3 exons. The record is from RefSeq and is a predicted model, not a curated record. Gene Ontology annotation, molecular function: lysophosphatidic acid receptor activity. Gene Ontology annotation, cellular component: membrane. Lineage: Eukaryota; Metazoa; Chordata; Aves; Cariamiformes; Cariamidae.